Messenger RNA from Lingula anatina, 2240 nucleotides. RefSeq lists its product as uncharacterized. NCBI's taxonomy places the organism in Eukaryota, Metazoa, Brachiopoda, Lingulata, Lingulida, Lingulidae. The record is from RefSeq and is a predicted model, not a curated record.
AUUUUUAGAAUCUAUGCGCGCGCAGAUCUUCCGUCACAUUUGACCUAGUUAUCAUGGUCGGACAAACAAACGAAGUCAGACAGUGUGACAGUGUGUAUACAGGGACAGUGACGUGACUUUCAUCGAAGAGAAACAAACGUUUCAGUGCUUUACACUCUGAAUAUGGUUUGCACAAAACAUUGUUGUUAUGGUACCUGCAGAAAUGACUCGCGUUACCCUAACAGACCGGAGAUGGAAGGGGUGUUUUUCAUCAACUUUCCAAAGCCUAAAACUCAACGGGAGAAGUGUGAAAAGUGGAUCUAUGCAUGCGGGCGACCAAAAGAUCAAUUCAAUGUUGAGAAAAUAACAAAGUCCACGUACAUUUGCAGUAAACAUUUUGUCGGCGGUCGUGGACCAACAGAAGAUUACCCAGACCCGAUACCUGUUACUGCCAGUGCAGAAAGAGUGAGGAAGAUAAGUCGCCCUAGGAGAAAGCCUCCAGUGGUACGUCAAAACAGACUUCAAGCUGCAGAGGCCUUGCUCCAGCUUGGCGAAUUCUCAUCGUGCACAGAAGAGGGUGUUGGAACACAUGAAAGAGAGGAUAGCAGCUGUGCAGACCAGGAUAAAAUUCAAGCUGCUGAGGCCUUGGUCCAACUGAAUGAGCUGUUGGAUACACUGGUGGACCAUGCUGAAGCAACACAUGACGGAAGGGACAACUUGAAUGAGAGACCAAAGAUGGCUUCUGUUGGGGUUCAGACCAAAGCUCCCUGUCAGUGUCACUUGACAAAAAAUACUGAGGCUGAUGAAAAGGCAGUAACUGAUGCAGCUUCACAGACUGCAUAUGACAAAAUGCACCUUCAAAGUAAAGUCGAAAACAUGCUGCUGAAAAACCAACUGAAAACCUUAUCAACCCCCAUUACACCUCCCUCCAACCUGUUGAUGACCUUUUUAUUAUGUUAGUUAGAUUGCGUCGUGGUUAUGGGUUUUUUAUGCUUAGAUUUUUAUUCAAUUUGUCAAUUACUUCAGUACGCUGCAUUUUUACAACAUGGUUACAAUUUCUUAUUUUCAUUUCACUGAUUUGAAGGCCGAUAUGUUUCCAGAUCGGUUAACUUUAGGAAAGUUUAUGCCAAAGAGUUUCAAAGGUUUUAAAAAUGUCAGAUGUUCAGUUGAUUGUACAGAGUUUUUUGUCCAGAUGCCUAGGUAUUUUGCAAGGCAAGGCAAUCUGUUUUCCAACUACAAAAAUCACCAUACUUUCAAAUGCCUUAUUGCAGUGGCGCCAAAUGGUGCAUGUGUUUAUAUUUCUGAGUUGUAUGAAGGUGCCAUUAGUGACCGUGAAAUUUUUUCAAAGUGUGGAAUUUUAGAUUAUUUAGAACCGGGUGACAUUCUUUUGGUAGAUAGAGGUUUUACUGUAGAAGAUUUAUUACUUUCUAGACAAGUUUCUUUGAACAUUCCUCCAUUUCUAAAAGGUAGAGAAAAACUAACACCUCAAGAAGAGCUACUGUAUAAAAAACUUUCUAAAGCCCGAAUCCAUGUUGAGAGGUACAAUGAACGCCUAAAAAAAUUCAAACUUAUAGCAGGUACAAUGCCUUUGAAUAUGACAGAACUAGCAUCACAGGCUGUCUUUGUAGCUGGUUGCCUCGUCAAUUUCCAAGACCCUCUGGCAAAAUAAGUACAGUAGGUAGUAGACAUAAUUAGGUUCAGAAAACAAUAUCUGUAUAUAGUUAAUUUCAGGGUUUUUUAAUUGUGCAAUGUUUUUUGAUGUUGAAAGAGUAAUAAUUUUUAAUUGAAAAUUGUGAACUUAUGUAUUUUCUUUUAUUGAACCUACAAAGGAAAGCAGUAUAUACAUAAUGAUACAAAGAAUAUUCCAUGACUUGUGCAAUAAAUUGGUUUAUACGUUUGAAAAAAAAAAAUGGAUUAUUGUUUGUCAAAUUUAAAUUAACAUUUGCAAUUAUUUUCAUCCCAUGAAUGCAUCUGCAGUGUUCAGAUCUAAUUGAGAGUCACUUCAAAAUUUGUUCUCUUAAAUGUUCUUUAUUUCCAUUUACGUCUAGAGUUCCCCUUUUUAUCGUCAACCCUAAAAGUGAGGUUACGUCCUAGUUUGCUUGAAAGAUGCAACUUGCUGCCAACCUUUACCGCUUGGUAUAGGAAAUAUAGUUUGCCAGAAAAAAAAAAGUUUUGUAUGGGUUUUGGAACCUUUUCUGUCCCUUACAGCCCCUUUAUGAUUUAGAUUAUGAAAAUGGUGCACUCAGAAUUUUUUUCUGUUA